This is a messenger RNA of Capsaspora owczarzaki ATCC 30864, 1830 nucleotides long. RefSeq lists its product as hypothetical. Bases 1 to 1830 code for a protein of 609 amino acids. NCBI's taxonomy places the organism in Eukaryota, Filasterea, Ministeriida, Capsasporidae. The transcript has a single exon. The record is from RefSeq and is a predicted model, not a curated record.
AUGAGCGCAUUCGAUGCCUUGUUUGCAGAGCAGCGCAAGGUCAAGCGGCGGAAAGCAGAGGAGCGCGACGACGCAGCUUUCCCGCUAAAUCAUGCCACUGCAAUGGUGGUCGUCGAAUGCCCGAUGGGCUGUGGCAAGCGCAACCUCAGGCUCCAUCUCAUCAACAUCCAUCUGGAUCUCGACUGCGCCCGUCGCUUUGGCAGCGUGGCGAACGCAGCAGACAGUGAGGCUCAGGCCGCGGCCGAGGUCGGUUUGAACCAAAGCAGCAGACUUCCCGCCAAAAGGAAGGCCGAGCUCGACGAGACUGCCGGCUGCUUGGCAGGUGCUGCGGGGCUCCGAAUGGCUCCUCCGAUGACAGAUCUCGAUUUUGACCUGUCGAACAGCGCGGACGAGCUCUUGUGUUUGGUAGACGUUGAGCCAAAGGCUGCUGCGGAUGCAUUUUUCACAGUGAUCCGUCGCAAAGAGCCGCCAGUCAGGCCCGUCAUCGCAGCACCUCCGAAACAAGAAUUAUUGACAAAUCCACUGAAUAAUACUGUUGCUGCUGCUGCAGCGACACCUCGUCAAGUGAGCCACCACCCCAGCAAGAUCCAACAAUCCCUCUAUUCCUUCUUUGGAGGCGAGGAUCCGACCGUGCCAAAUUACUUUCAUUGCUCGUUCGCCGAUGUUGUCAAGCGACCCGCAACACCAUCGUCGACGUGGCCGGUGCCGAUCGGCGUCUUUCAGCGGAAAGCGCCAGCUGCGGCCAGCGUUGCUUGGCGAGUGGAAACAUCCUGGCGUGGGCGUCAGUCCUGUCUUGUGCUCACGACAGAUGUGCCAUCCCUCGCAAGAUUGAACGCACAAGGUGGCACAACAAGCGCUCAAACCGACGCGGACGACAACGCACAUGGCUCGCUAGCUGCCGGGCAAAACAUUCCGCUGCUCAAGAGUCACUUGCAAAAGUGCGUUCGAAGAGGCAAGGCCGACCUUGCCGGCAGAUCUGCGCGUCUCAUCUCCGAGAUUGACAUGAACCAGCUACUCCGCCGUCUGCCCAUUAUCAUGAUUGAGGACUCAAUUCUACACAGCAGCAUUGUUCCGCUGGUCUGGCUGAUGGCCGCGUACUCGAAAGGUUACCGGCCUGCUCCCGAAAUCCAAGCAUUUGUUGUGAGCAUUGCCGCUGCAGUGGCCGCGUGUCCCAUCCGGGACGUCAUGGCACCUGCGGACUCGGAGGUGGUAGUGAACUUUGGGGCGAUCGCCAAGCUGGAAAAUCCGCACCAUCGAGCAAUCCUCUACAGCCUGCAGUUUCGAAAGGCCUUUGGUGGGAUGGCCGGCGACAUGCGCCUGCUCGAUGCAUUCACAUUGGCGUUUCUGGAGCGAUUCCAGCAAUCGACUCUUCCGCCGCAGGGUGCGCCUCAAUCCACCAUAGCAGAGUCAACAUGGCUGCAAUCUUGCGCCGACCGGUCGGUUGCCAUGAACUUUCCGCUUCCGGUGGCGAAAUUGGACCAAGCACGGCUGUCGUACGCCGAGUGGGAUUUGGCGGCGGUCGAUUUUCACGUGUCCAAUGUGGGGAACUUGAUGCUGCAGCGUCUGGAAGGAAUCGCGUCCAAUUCCGCACAUCCGCAAUCGCAGUACGCACGCUACCUGGCGGGUGUGCUGACAAGGGAUCCCGCCCUGCUGUCAAGCAUCAUCUGGGAGCAGAGCUCGUCCACCACCAACAAGACUGUUGCGUUGUUUGCCACUGGUCUCGACGAUCGGCGACCCAGCUAUGCGGCGGAAUGGCAGCUUCUUGGGCCGUUGUUUCUCUCGAGUGCCAGUCAAAUCCUUGCGCAAAAGUCGCGUUCUGGCCUUGUUUAA